Papaver somniferum (opium poppy) is the source of this 2480-nucleotide messenger RNA. RefSeq names its product nucleobase-ascorbate transporter 3-like. The transcript has 14 exons. Lineage: Eukaryota; Viridiplantae; Streptophyta; Magnoliopsida; Ranunculales; Papaveraceae. The record is from RefSeq and is a predicted model, not a curated record. The coding region runs from base 461 to 2125 and encodes 554 amino acids. Gene Ontology annotation, cellular component: plasmodesma; plasma membrane. Gene Ontology annotation, molecular function: transmembrane transporter activity. Gene Ontology annotation, biological process: transmembrane transport.
UUCACUUGCAUUUGCAGCGACACAUAUUAGGAUUACGUUAGACACAAAUUCAAAGAAGUUUCUAUGCGCACAUUAUAAGCUUUUGACUCUUAAUAAUUCUCCUGUUUUUGCAUUCUUCACAGUAUAAUUCAAGUUUCAAAACUAAAAACCAGUAAUAGUGGGAGUGUAGUAAAUUUCAAUUCAAUUCUCAAUUUUAUAUUCUUAAAACAAGAAGAAGAGAACUGAAGGUGCCCUCGAUUUUGAUGCAGUAGAACCUGGACACUGACCCAACUCCCAUCACUUGACUCCUCGAUUCUCUACAAUCUUCCUUAACUUUCACUCUCUGUAGUUAAGACUCUUCCUAGUUUCUCUUUCUUUUUGAUUUUUUGGUAAGCGACUCUGUUUUUCUGAGGUUGAAGAGAAGAAACCAUUUCUAAGAUUCGAGGGAUCCGUGAAAAAGUUGAACUGAAGAAGGAAAAAAAUGGGGGAAACACAUCAUGAUCAUCAUGAUCAUGCUCAUACACCACCGCUAAUAGGAGUACCACCUAUGUCUGUUGGAUUAGGAGGACCACUCUCAGGACCUAGAGGAGCUACGUUUACACCUGAAGAACAACUUCAUCAGCUUACUUUCUGCAUCCAUUCCAAUCCUUCAUGGCCGGAAAUGUUUCUUCUGGCUUUCCAGCAUUACAUUGUGACAUUAGGAACAACUGUUAUGAUUGCCAGCUUUCUUGUUCCUCGAAUGGGAGGCGACCAUGGAGACAAAGCUCGUGUAAUUCAAACAUUGCUGUUUAUGGGUGCUAUUAACACUCUUCUUCAAACUUUCCUGGGGACACGGCUUCCUACUGUGAUGGGCUCAUCAUUUGCAUUCGUCAUACCGGUGGCGGCAAUAAUUAGAGAUUUCUCUGAUAGUGGCUUCAACAGUGAGCAUGAUAGAUUCGUCCACACAGUGCGAGCUAUUCAAGGAGCAUUAAUUGUCUCAUCAUUUUUCAAUAUCAUCAUUGGGUAUAGCAAGGCAUGGGGGACAUAUUCAAGACUCUUCAGUCCUGUUUCAAUUGUUCCAGUGGUCUGUGUUGUGGGUCUUGGCCUGUUCCAGAGGGGUUUUCCCAUGCUUGCACAGUGCGUUGAGAUUGGAUUGCCCAUGUUAAUUCUACUUGUUAUCGUCCAACAAUACUUGAAGCGUCUCCACGAAAGCACUUAUGUUAUACUUGAGAGAUUUGCGUUGUUGAUGUGUGUCGGAGUUGUAUGGGCUUUUGCUGCUCUACUCACUGUAAGUGGUGCUUACAAUGAUGUCGGUGAACAAACAAAAACAAACUGUCGCACUGAUAAAUCCCACCUUUUGUCAGCGGCUACAUGGAUUAGAGUGCCAUACCCUUUUCAGUGGGGUCCACCCAUCUUCAGGGCUAGCCAUGUGUUUGGAAUGAUGGGAGCUGCACUUGUUACCUCUGCUGAGUCAACUGGAACAUAUUUUGCAGCUGCACGUCUUUCAGGUGCUACACCUCCUCCAGCUCAUGUGCUUACUCGAAGCAUAGGUCUGCAGGGUAUUGGUAUGCUGCUUAACGGUAUCUUUGGAGCAGCAGUUGGUCCGACUGCAUCUGUAGAAAAUGUUGGUCUUCUCGGAUUGACCCAUGUUGGUAGUCGAAGAGUUGUGCAGCUAUCAUGCAUGUUCAUGCUCUUCUUUUCAAUAUUUGGAAAAUUUGGUGCGUUUUUUGCAUCUAUUCCGCUGCCAAUAUUUGCUGCAAUUUACUGUGUUCUCUUUGGACUUGUUACUGCCACUGGGAUCUCGUUUAUUCAGUUUGCGAAUAAUAACUCCAUGAGGAACCUUUACGUGUUGGGUCUUUCGUUAUUCUUGGGUAUUUCAGUUCCGCAGUAUUUUAAUAACUUCAGUAAUAUUGCUGGUCAUGGACCAGUUAAUACAGACGGGGGAUGGUUCAAUGACAUUUUUAAUACAAUUUUCUCCUCACCACCCACCGUGGCAUUGAUAGUCGGGACACUACUUGAUAACACACUUGACGCUAGACGGUAUGUCGAAGAUAGAGGACUUGGGUGGUGGAUUCCAUUCCAACACAGAAACGGAGAUAUGAGAAACGAUGAGUUUUAUGCUUAUCCCAUCAGGAUAAGUGAAUUAGUCCCUAGUAGAUUUCUCUAACUAAAAUGAAGGAUUGUUUAAUGAAUGUACUAUAUGCAUCCUAUAGCAUUUCGAUGAUAUUACGAAUCAAAGAGUGUGUUUCUUUAGUAUAGAUGAUAUUCAUAUUCUUUCUGAACAUAAUGUUUCAGAAAAUUUCAUCUACUAAAGAAUUGGGUAGAAAUGCACAAUGGUGUCAAAUUUUUGGCCCUUUGUUUCUGCAGAGUUGCAAACAUUUCUGCAGGCUUAAUCUCUGUAUUUAUAUUACCAACAAGAUAUAGCACUGCUGUCUCGGAGCCCUUGCUGUCCUGCUCUGCAGUUACUACUCUUUUUAUUUUAAGGAAUUUUAAUAAAAUACCACACUUUGGAUUUCCGGUUU